Dermatophagoides farinae (American house dust mite) is the source of this 3063-nucleotide messenger RNA. Its product is annotated as oxysterol-binding protein-related protein 3. NCBI's taxonomy places the organism in Eukaryota, Metazoa, Arthropoda, Arachnida, Sarcoptiformes, Pyroglyphidae. The record is from RefSeq and is a predicted model, not a curated record. Gene Ontology annotation, molecular function: cholesterol binding. Gene Ontology annotation, cellular component: plasma membrane; cytosol; perinuclear endoplasmic reticulum.
UCACCAAACACUACACACGUCAAUGGCAAAAUCAAAAUUAUAAUCUUGGCUGAUAUCGAAUUUCAUAUAUUUAAUUAUUAAUCUAUAUACUACCAAUACUAAGCUAUUACGAAAAAAAAUAAGAUUAAGAAUGAUGGAAUCGAAUGUGAAUGAAAUCAAUAAUAAUAACAUUAUUUUACAGCAACAACCAGCCAUGGCUUCAUCGAUCGAUAUUGAUAAUCAGGAAUAUUAUGAUCAAUCUAAUUGUGAUUUAAUCACAGACAAUCAUCAACUUCAGCAGCAGCAGCAACCAUCGAACAAAUGGCAUAUAUUGGAAGGCCUUAAAAAUGGCCAUCAACCAUCGGAUAAAAAAACCAUCGAACAUAAACCACCAUUAUUCACUGGUUAUAUAUUGAAACGUCGAAAACGCCCAUUAAAAGGUUGGCAUAAACGAUAUUUUCAUCUAGACAGUGGUAUAUUAUCGUAUGCAAAAAAUAUCAAUGAUUGGCAGAAACGAAAACUACAUGGUUCGACCGAUAUUGGAUUAUCUGUCAUUUCAUGCAAACCAUCUAGUCGUCGUAUCGAUAUUGAUUCAGAUUCGGGAAUAUUCCAUUUGAAAGCCAAAAAAGAAGAUUAUAACCAAUGGGUGCAUGCACUGCGAACACAUCGAUUAGCACGACAACAUGAAAUUGCAUUCGGUAGUAGUACUGGUAACGAUAAUCAUGCUGCAUUAGCUUCAAUCACCGAAGAUUCAAUUAAUUCAUCAUUUUGCCUUCAGCAAAAUCGGCUAAAAAGUCCGACAACUUCAUCCGGCCAAUCCCUUAUUCAAAAAUGUGAUAAAUUAUCUUCACAAUCAUCAUUGUUGUUACACAAUCAAUCCAAUUUAAAUGUAGGUAAAAUACAAGAAAAAUUGAUCAAACUAAGUUCAUUGCUCAAAUUUAUUGAAACCGCACCGGCAAACGCAUCGGCUUGUGUUCCUUGCAUUGGUGAUCUUGAAACAUAUAAAUAUACAAAAAAAUCAUCGAAACUUCUACGAUUUCAUCUACAUAGAUCGAAGAAUAAAAAUAAAUCCAAAGAUCAUGAUCAAAAUGGUCAGCCUAAAUUCUCAUUACAGCAACAAUCGUUUCUAAGUAUUUCACAUCCAUCAUUAACCGAUGAUGAUUUAACGACUGCUGCUGCUGCUGCUACUACUACUGCUUGUGAUAAUCAAUCAAUUACAACUAUGACCAAGAAUGUAGCCAUGAAAGAUUUUGUUCAAUUGGCAAAUGAAAUUAACAAUAAUUUUAGACAGCUAUUGAAAUCGAUACAAGAUAUCAACUAUAAUGAAAAACAAGAUGAUGAUAGUGAAGAACGAUCGAAAUCGAUACGAAUUUCAUUCGAUAAAUCUACAGUUCAUCAUGAUGCUGAUGAUGAUGGUGAUGGUGGUGAUGAAGAUGUAUUCACCAGUAGUGAACAACAACAGCAACAAUCGCCUUAUCAUCGAACAUAUUCGAUGGAUGAAACGUCUGUGAUGAGUAUUUCCGAAUACCAUGAUGCCGAAGAUAAUGUUGGUUUUCUUGGACAACCAAAUCGUUCAUCCGAUGAUUAUAAUUCAUCAUCAUCAUCAGCAUCAUCAUCAUCGAUCGAAGAUGAAGAUGAUGAAAGUAUUAUAACUGAUUUUAGUGAAGAUAGCCACAAACAAAAUAAUUGUUGCCUAAAAUCGGAACAACUUUUGGCAGUAAAACGAAGAACCCGAUUACCAAGUGUUGAACCUACAAAUGAUAUUAGUCUUUGGAGCUUGUUGCGAAAGAAUAUUGGUAAAGAUUUAUCCAAAAUAUCCAUGCCUGUUACGAUCAAUGAACCAUUGAAUCUAUUGCAACGACUAUGCGAAGAAUUGGAAUAUUGUGAAUUGUUAGAUAUGGCAGCAGCAAUGAUCGAUGAUCCUUGUCAACGAAUGCUGAUGAUGGCCGCAUUUGCCAUUUCAUCGUAUAGUUCAUCCUAUUAUCGUGUUGGUCAUAAACCAUUCAAUCCAUUAUUAGGCGAAACAUAUGAAUGUGUUCGUGAUGAUAAAGGUUUUCGUUUUAUUGGUGAACAGGUUAGCCAUCAUCCACCGAUUUCCGCUUGUCAUGCUGAUUCAAAAAAUUAUGUUUUUUGGCAAGAUAUGCGAGUAAAGACAAAAUUCUGGGGUAAAUCAAUGGAAAUUAUACCGAUAGGAACUGUGAAUGUUGUAUUGCGACCAUCAAAAAGUCAUUAUAAAUGGAAUAAGAUAACCACUUGUGUACAUAACCUUUUCAAAGGUGAACGUUAUGUUGAUAUCUAUGGUGAAUUGACGAUAACUGAAAUGGGUAAUGACCUCAAUGAUCAUCUAACUUGUAAGAUAACAUUCGAUAAAGCUAGCUAUUGGUCUGGUAGUCAAAAUGAAAUCCAUGGUAUGGUUAUGAAUAGUCGUGGUCAGAUUAUUGAACGUAUACGAGGCCGUUGGAAUGAAUCGGUUUAUGCUGGAUCUCGUUGUAUAUGGCGUGCCUGUACAAUGCCCGAUAAUUAUGAAGCCUAUUAUGGUUUCACUAGAUUUGCUAUUGAAUUAAAUGAAUUAAUUGAUAAUGAAAAGCCUUGGUUACCACCAACAGAUACACGAUUUAGAACAGAUCAACGUGCUCUAGAAGAAGGUGAUGUACAACGAGCCGAAACGAUCAAAUCAGAACUUGAACAACAACAACGUGAACGGCGUAAAAUGCAAGAAACAAACGGCGAAACUCAUUUACCACUUUGGUUCAGUAAACAACUAAAUGGUAAUAAAAAUGAUGAAGCAACGGAUAUUUAUACAUUUAACAAUCAAUAUUGGGAUUCACGUGCGAAUCAUUUUGAUGGAAUCGAUUUUGUUCGAUUAUGGUAAAAAGAGCUUGAAUUAUGAUUCUAGUCAAUUAAUAAUAAUUGGAUAAACAAUUACAUACAUACACACACACCAUCCGUGAUUAUUGAUUAUUAUUAUUAAUAUAAAUUGAAUGAUGAUUCUUGGCUUCCAUUUUCUUAUUAUUAUUAUUUUUUUUUUUGAUUGUUACUGUUGUUUACAGGCAUAGGUUAAAUAUAUUUUUUUCAAUUAUCUUA